GGAAAAGAAGAAAAAAAAACACACAACAGUCUAUCCGUACGAGUAAACAUAAAAGUAAGGGAGCUCAGGGGUAAAUUCUGCCUCAUAGCUUUUCUGUACAUCCUAUUAUUUUCACUACCCCCCCCCUCCCUACGAUUUUUCCUUUUCACCACCGUAUUAUAUAUCUUUUCUAACCAAACCAGCAUUUCAUUUUAUUUCAUUUCAUUCCCUUUCCUUCUCUUCUGCGACCCACCUCCUCUUAGUUGAUCUAGGAAGGCAGAGAAGAAAAAGAAAAAAAAAAUCGGUCUUUUUCUCGAUAAUUUAACGAUAAGCUCCCCGUUUACCUCUGAGGUGGAAGGGUUUUGAAAAAGAGGGACCUUGAACCAGUACAGUACAGUCAGUACAUUACAGUAACAACAACGCAAACAUGCCUGCGAUUUUCACGACUCCCAUUAAGCGUGCCAACCAUUAUGCUGUUCUUGGUGUCACUGCCGAUGCUUCGGACGCUGAGAUCAAGAAAGCGUAUCGAACGCUUGCCUUUGCACAUCACCCCGACAAGAAUCCAGGGAAUGUGCAGAGCGCUACUGAGAAGUUUACUGAGUCAUUUGGUGGAAGUGUGGGAGGUGGUUCCAUUCGAUACUCUUUGUUCCCAUUGAGAGCAAGUUUGGAAGAAAUGAGCAAAGCGGCUUAUAGGAUAUACGGUGAUAUCAAGGUCAAGGAAGCAUACGAAGUAUUGAACGACCCAGAGCAGCGGGAGAAAUAUGACAAAGAACUCGGAAGAUACAGCCUCAAGAGCUCGAGUUCAUUCCCAGGUGAGCAACGCAAAAACUCCGACAUUUGUAUCUACAACUAA
Messenger RNA from Tuber melanosporum (Perigord truffle), 832 nucleotides. RefSeq lists its product as uncharacterized. Gene Ontology annotation, molecular function: protein folding chaperone; protein-folding chaperone binding. The transcript is spliced from 2 exons. Gene Ontology annotation, cellular component: cytoplasm; nucleus. Lineage: Eukaryota; Fungi; Ascomycota; Pezizomycetes; Pezizales; Tuberaceae. The record is from RefSeq and is a predicted model, not a curated record. The coding region runs from base 407 to 832 and encodes 141 amino acids.